Molecule: messenger RNA, 6382 nt
Organism: Drosophila santomea
Lineage: Eukaryota; Metazoa; Arthropoda; Insecta; Diptera; Drosophilidae
Gene: Eip75B
Product: ecdysone-induced protein 75B, isoforms C/D
Exons: 7
Coding region: 855-5174 (1439 amino acids)
Biological process (GO): cell differentiation; positive regulation of transcription by RNA polymerase II; negative regulation of transcription by RNA polymerase II
Molecular function (GO): RNA polymerase II cis-regulatory region sequence-specific DNA binding; nuclear receptor activity; zinc ion binding
Source: RefSeq, a predicted model, not a curated record
ACAAACAAAUUUGAGAUUUAACCUUAUACACACCUUAAUACGAUCAUUAAAUAUAUAUUCUUAUACACGAUACGAUUUUAAUCAAUCAAUACAUCAAACAAUUCAGCAAACAAUCGAGCGAUAACUUCAAUUUGCAAAAAACUACUUCAAAUACCUACAAACAUACUCAGACGCUGCUGUGGAUCAGGCGAAGCAUAAAUCAGCAAACAAUAAGCCAUCAAGUAUUAUUAGCUACUAAAACGAACUCAGACUCGGGAUCAGCCUCAGAAAUCUCAGCACGAGAUCAUCCAACCUAACUCAACUUAACGCAACUCAGUCGAACUCAUCUCAUCGUCAACGGAAGAAGCCUCAACCAGAAUACAACAGAUACAAGUAUAUAUAUACAUAUAUAUAUAUAUAUAUAUAGACAUAUGGUAAUGAUCAAGCAACUGUGGGCAGGUAUAGGAACAACGCUAAGCUAAACGUAAGGACUAAGGACAACAAGAAAUUCUCUAGAUUACAAUAGAAUACAGAAGAAGAGGACAACUUUUUCAUGCAACUUUGAAGGCUGACAAAACAAAUUUUUUGAUAAUCCAAAAGCAGAAGCGAACAAAUUACAAAGCAAACUAAAUACAAAAUACAAAAUACAAAAUACCACAAACAGCAACAAAACAAGCGUUAAGAAGAAGAGACUGAUUUUAAAAUAAGAGCUAGGCAGCGAAAAGGAUAAAAGGCAGCAGAAAGUGAGGCAAAAGUGAUUCAGGAUCAAAUCCAACUAAAACGAAAACAAAACGCAACUUUCCAUACAGCAUAUUUAGAGUAUAUAUCUAAGACAGAUUGAUAUUUUUGAGCGAUUAUCCCUACUUUGAUACAUCAUGUUGAAGAAACUCAAGUGCAUGGAGGCGGUGCAGGCCGCAGCGGCUGCCACAUCAUCCGGAGGCUCAUCAGGAAGUGGUCCCGGUUCCGCAUCCGGUUCAGGAUCCGGAUCGGACUCCAAACUGAUCAAGACCGAGCCCAUUGACUUUGAGAUGCUGCAUCUGGAGGAGAACGACAGGCAGCGCGAUAUGGAGCGGGAGCCGAGCAGCAGUAAUUGCAACAGCAGCAGCAGCAGCAACAACAGCUUGACCCCCCAGCGAUAUACCCACGUGCAGGUGCAGACCGUGCCACCACGCCAGCCCACGGGUCUGACCACGCCCGGUGGCACCCAGAAGGUCAUACUGACGCCUCGCGUGGAGUACGUGCAACAGCGAGCCACCAGCUCCACAGGCGGUGGCAUGAAGCACGUGUACAGCCAACAGCAGGUGGGUGCUGCAUCGCGAUCCGCUCCGCCCGAGACCACGGCCCUGCUGACCACCACCUCGGGCACUCCCCAGAUCAUCAUCACCCGCACCCUACCCUCCAAUCAGCACCUGUCGCGCCGCCACUCGGCCAGUCCCUCCGCCCUGCACCACUACCAGCAGCAGCAGCCACAGCGCCAACAGUCGCCGCCACCGCUGCACCACCAACAGCAGCAGCAGCAGCAGCAUGUCCGCGUCAUCCGCGAUGGCCGGCUGUACGAUGAAGCCACGGUGGUGGUUGCUGCACGGCGGCACUCGGUGUCGCCACCACCGCUGCACCACCACUCCAGAUCGGCGCCCGUGUCGCCGGUGAUUGGCAGGCGCGGUGGUGCUGCCGCCUAUAUGGAUCAGCAAUAUCAGCAACGGCAGACGCCACCGCUGGCACCACCGCCGCCGCCUCCACCACCGCCGCCACCACCACCGCCACCCCAACAACAGCAGCAGCAGCAACAGCAAUACAUCUCCACUGGUGUGGCACCACCGACGGCAGCGGCUCGGAAGUUUGUGGUCAGCACCAGCACGCGACACGUCAACGUGAUCGCCUCCAAUCACUUUCAACAACAGUCGCAUCAGCAGCAUCAGUCGCAUCAGCAGCAUCAGCAGCAUCAGUCGCAUCAGCAGCAUCAGCAGCAUGUGAUCGCCAGCGUUAGUUCUAGCAGCAGCUCAUCGGCCAUUGGAUCGGGCGCCUCUUCUUCUUCGCACAUCUUUCGCACGCCCGUGGUAUCCAGCAGCAGCAGCAGUAGCAGCAGCAACAUGCACCACCAGCAGCAACAGCAGCAGCAGCAGUCGAGCCUGGGCAACUCGGUGAUGCGGCCACCUCCGCCGCCGCCGCCGCCCAAGGUCAAGCACGCCUCCAGCUCCAGCAGCGGCAACUCGAGCAGCAGCAACACCAACAGCAGCAGCAGCAGCAGCAACAGCAGCAGUAGCAGCAACGGCGAGGAGCCGUCUAGCUCCAUUCCUGAUCUAGAAUUCGAUGGCACCACAGUGCUGUGCCGCGUUUGCGGGGAUAAGGCCUCCGGUUUCCAUUACGGCGUGCAUUCCUGCGAGGGUUGCAAGGGAUUCUUCCGCCGCUCCAUCCAGCAAAAGAUCCAGUAUCGCCCGUGCACCAAGAACCAGCAGUGCAGUAUUCUGCGCAUCAAUCGCAAUCGCUGUCAGUACUGCCGCCUGAAAAAGUGCAUUGCCGUGGGCAUGAGUCGCGAUGCUGUGCGUUUUGGACGCGUGCCGAAGCGCGAAAAGGCGCGCAUCCUGGCGGCCAUGCAACAGAGCACCCAGAAUCGCGGCCAGCAGCGAGCCCUUGCCACCGAACUGGAUGACCAGCCACGCCUCCUCGCCGCCGUGCUGCGCGCCCACCUCGAGACCUGCGAGUUCACCAAGGAGAAGGUCUCCGCGAUGCGGCAGCGGGCGCGGGAUUGCCCCUCCUACUCCAUGCCCACACUUCUGGCCUGUCCGCUGAACCCCGCCCCCGAACUGCAAUCGGAGCAGGAGUUCUCGCAGCGUUUCGCGCACGUUAUUCGCGGCGUGAUCGACUUUGCCGGCAUGAUUCCCGGCUUCCAGCUGCUCACCCAGGACGACAAGUUCACGCUGCUGAAGGCGGGACUCUUUGAUGCACUGUUUGUGCGCCUGAUCUGCAUGUUCGACUCGUCGAUAAACUCGAUCAUCUGCCUGAAUGGCCAGGUGAUGCGACGGGAUGCGAUCCAGAACGGUGCCAAUGCCCGCUUCCUGGUGGACUCCACCUUCAAUUUUGCGGAGCGCAUGAACUCGAUGAACCUGACAGAUGCCGAGAUCGGCCUGUUCUGCGCCAUCGUUCUGAUCACACCCGAUCGCCCCGGUCUGCGCAACCUGGAGCUCAUUGAGAAGAUGUACUCGCGGCUCAAGGGCUGCCUGCAGUACAUUGUGGCCCAGAAUAGGCCCGAUCAGCCGGAGUUCCUGGCCAAGUUGCUGGAGACGAUGCCCGAUCUGCGCACCCUGAGCACCCUGCACACCGAGAAACUGGUCGUAUUCCGCACCGAGCACAAGGAGCUGCUGCGCCAGCAGAUGUGGUCCAUGGAGGAUGGCAACAACAGCGAUGGCCAGCAGAACAAAUCGCCCUCGGGCAGCUGGGCGGACGCCAUGGACGUGGAGGCGGCCAAGAGUCCGCUGGGCUCGGUUUCCAGCAGUGAGUCCGCCGAUCUCGACUACGGCAGUCCGAGCAGCUCACAGCCACAGGGCGUCUCCCUGCCCUCGCCGCCGCAGCAACAGCCCUCGGCUUUGGCCAGCUCGGCUCCUCUGCUGGCGGCCACCCUCUCCGGUGGAUGUCCGCUGCGCAACCGGGCCAACUCCGGCUCCAGCGGCGACUCCGGAGCAGCUGACAUGGACAUCGUUGGCUCGCAUGCACAUCUCACCCAGAACGGGCUGACAAUCACGCCGAUUGUGCGGCACCAGCAGCAGCAGCAACAGCAGCAGCAGAUCGGAAUACUCAGCAAUGCGCAUUCCCGCAACUUGAACGGCGCACACGCGAUGUGCCCGCAGCAGCAGCAGCACCCACAACUGCACCACCACUUGACCGCCGGAGCUGCGCGCUACAGGAAGCUGGACUCGCCCACGGAUUCGGGCAUUGAGUCGGGCAACGAGAAGAACGAGUGCAAGGCGGUGAGUUCGGGGGGCAGUUCCUCGUGCUCCAGUCCGCGCUCCAGUGUCGACGAUGCGCUGGACUGCAGCGAUGCCGCCGCCAAUCACAGCCAGGUGGUGCAGCAUCCGCAGCUGAGUGUGGUGGCCGUGUCACCAGUACGCUCGCCCCAGCCCUCCACCAGCAGCCAUCUGAAGCGGCAGAUUGUGGAGGACAUGCCCGUGCUGAAGCGCGUGCUGCAGGCGCCGCCACUGUACGACACCAACUCGCUGAUGGACGAGGCCUACAAGCCGCACAAGAAGUUCCGGGCCCUGCGGCAUCGCGAGUUCGAGACCGCCGAGGCGGAUGCCAGCAGUUCCACUUCCGGCUCCAACAGCCUCAGUGCCGGCAGUCCGCGGCAGAGCCCAGUGCCGAACAGUGUGGCCACGCCCCCGCCAACGGCGAGCAGCGCCGCCGCAGGUAAUCCCGCCCAGAGCCAGCUGCACAUGCACCUGACCCGCAGCAGCCCGAAGGCCUCGAUGGCCAGCUCGCACUCGGUGCUGGCCAAGUCCCUCAUGGCCGAGCCGCGCAUGACGCCCGAGCAGAUGAAGCGCAGCGACAUUAUCCAGAACUACUUGAAGCGCGAGAACAGCACCGCCGCCAGCAGCACCACCAAUGGCGUGGGCAACCGCAGUCCCAGCAGCAGCUCCACGCCGCCGCCGUCGGCGGUGCAGAGUCAGCAGCGGUGGGGCAGCAGCUCGGUGAUCACCACCACCUGCCAGCAGCGCCAGCAGUCCGUGUCGCCGCACAGCAACGGCUCCAGCUCCAGUUCGAGCUCCAGCUCCAGCUCCAGUUCGUCCUCCUCCUCCACAUCCUCCAACUGCAGCUCCAGCUCGGCCAGCAGCUGUCAGUAUUUCCAGUCGCCGCACUCCACCAGCAACGGCACCAGUGCGCCGGCGAGCUCCAGUUCGGGAUCGAGCAGCGCCACGCCCCUGCUGGAACUGCAGGUGGACAUUGCCGACUCGGCGCAGCCGCUCAAUUUGUCCAAGAAAUCGCCCACGCCACCGCCCAGCAAGCUGCACGCUCUGGUGGCCGCCGCCAAUGCCGUUCAGCGCUAUCCCACGCUGUCCGCCGACGUCACUGUGACCGCCUCCAAUGGCGGCCCUCCGUCGGCGGUGGCCAGUCCGGCGCCCAGCAGCAGUCCGCCGGCGAGUGUGGCCUCACCCAAUCCUGGCCUGAACGCCGCCGUGCACAAGGUCAUGCUGGAGGCGUAAGAGCGGGCGGAGGUAGGUGGAAGGUCGGAGAAGUGGGAGAGACAGAGACAGAGACUGGGUGUGGCAGUGGCAGUUCAGCGAUGCAAGAAGCAGGAUCAAUUAAGGAUCGGCGGGAGUUGAAUUAAAUUAUUUUACCUUUUAAUUGAGCCGUGUACAAAGUUUGAAAGCAAAACCAACAUGCAUGCAAUUUAAAACUAAUAUUUAAAGCAACAACAAACAAAACAACUACAAGUUAUUAAUUUAAAAAAGAAAGUACCAACAAACAAACAAACAAACAACAAAAAACCCAAGCUUGAAUGGUAUUACAAAAGAAAAAGAAAAACAGAAAAAGAAAAAACAUAAAUAUAUUUUAGCAGUUAAACUUUAACGUAGCAAGAAACCAACAAACCCAAGGCAGCGCUCUGAUUUUGCAUUAACUUUUCUUCAGCUGCUACCGAAAACGCCCCCACGCCCCCCGCCCCUCAAGCCCCCUCUCACCCCCCACCACACGUCUUUCGACCCCUGAUUGUUUUAUAAGUUUUAAGCUCUUGUUGUACAUAUUAAUUACGUUUAUUGGUAACUAUGUUUAGCGCUUUAGUUGUAGUUGGAGCAAAACUACUUUGCUUUUUUUGGAUGUUUUUUGAAAAAACUGCAAAUUAUUAUUAUUAUUAAAUUUUUAAAUACCUAAAAACAAAAACAAUGUGUGUGAAAUUUUUUAUUGUGCGAUCUCCAAGCAGAAUUGAAGUGCAGUUUGCAACAAAUUUUAACUACGAUUAAGUUGAUAACGAUUCAUUUUUUAUGAAUUUAACUAAUUUUAUGAAUUUGUUAUAGUUUUCCGAACCCCCCUCCCUCCCUCCUAUCGAACUUUCUAUCUGACCAACUAGCUACCCGUAUUCCUGAGUUCUCCUUUGGCACAAAGCUCUUCUCUAUGCUAAAGAAUCAAGUGGAAUAGAUAUUGUUUUCUAAUUUUAAAACUACCACAAAAAUUACGAUUAAAAUAAACACGAAGUAAUUGAAAAUCAAACAAAAUGCUUAAAGUUUUAGCAGCAAGCAGUAAAACGACGAUGAAGAAGAGAAGCCCAACGUUAAAUAUAUCUGUUGUGUACAUAGUUAAAUGUUAAAUUAAACACAAAAACAUAUUUAAAGUACAUAUAAAUACACAUAAUUAUUAAUGAAGAAACCUAUGCUUAAAAGAUUCAAUGUUUGAUUGGCAUCUUAGAAAACCAAGC